Bolinopsis microptera is the source of this 596-nucleotide messenger RNA. RefSeq names its product myb-like protein D. The transcript is spliced from 6 exons. The record is from RefSeq and is a predicted model, not a curated record. Lineage: Eukaryota; Metazoa; Ctenophora; Tentaculata; Lobata; Bolinopsidae. The coding region runs from base 27 to 596 and encodes 189 amino acids.
AGAGUCAAGUGUAAAGACAAUUCAUUAUGGGAAACGAGAAGAUCAACAUGGCUUUAGAUGAUAUCAUCAAGAAGGACAAGAAGAGUUUCAAGGUGUCCAGGGGUGGUGCUGUCGUUAGAGGCCGAGGUGGAGCCCGUGGUAAAGGUAAACAAGCAGUAGUCAAAGCAAACAACAACAACAAACAAGGCCCAAAUAGUUUUAAGGGUGUCGCUAACAAUAACAGAGGCAAGAACGUUGCACGAGGUGGAGGUCGCGGAGGUCGCGGUGGUCGUGGUGGGAUAAACAGAGCCAACACUGCAAACACUUACACCAACAAACAGAGUCCCGUCAAAAGGUUAAACAACCGUGGAGGCAGUACACGUGGAAUUUCCAACAACCGGGGAGGAAAUAACAACUUCAAACGAAACAACAACAACAACAACAACCAGGGACAGGGUCAAAGAAACAACAACAAUAACAACAACUUAAGAAGCCACAAGUUUAAUAACAGGAUCCCCAACAUCAUCUUGAACUACUGCCCCAGUCCCCAAUACCCAAUCCCAAUGUUGGUAAGAAAAUCAGGUACGAUAUUUCCACGUAUCAAGUUCUACACUUAA